ACAAAACUGUAACAUCCUUAACUGUCGGAUUGUUCGCUGCGUUCAAAAAGAAAGGAGAGGCCUCCUGGACACACCGCCAGAUUAUUGAAUACUUUCUUUCAUAUUCACAGUCAAAAGAAGAAUGGAAGCGAAACUUUUUUUUCCUCACCCUGUUGAUGUGUGAUCAGCAUAUUGCACAUAAUGUAUUCAUUACUGACACGGCACCCGUAGGGGGUGCUGAGCCCACAGCUCGAGAUGGCUCACUCUGAGGACCACAGCAAGGCAGCACUGACUCCCUCUCUCCAGUUUACAAAGAAAAGCAAAGGCGAGAAGCGUGUGUCUUUCCCAUCGGAUGAAGAAAUGGUGUCAGGCUUCGCUGAGCACAAGGACGUGUGGAGGGACGUAGACAGCAUCACCUUGAAAGAGAUAAUAGCAAACUAUAAGCAGGCCUGUCAAAAGCACCAAGUGGAACCCAAGUCAAUGAUUCUGGAACAGCUCCAGGGCAUCACAGAUGUGAGUAACAGGGCCAGAUGCCUCGAUCUGAAAGGUGAACGAUUAGAUUACCAAUCAUGUGAGUCUCUUGAAGAAAUAUUGAAACUACUCCAGUUUGAAAUCAUCAACCUACAGGAGACUGAACUGGAGGAGAAUGGGGCGUCUGCCUUGCUGGACAUGAUUCUGUACUAUGAAUCCACAGCACAUCUUGACAUGUCGUCAAACACAAACAUUGGGGUUGGCGGCUGGCAGGCUCUGUCUCACCUGCUCCAGAAGAGCCGGUGCCUGCGGAGGCUCGAUGCCUGUAACCUGCCCCUGCAGGAGUAUCCUGCCCAGAGGCUGUCCAGGGCCCUGCGCUGCAGCAGGCUGGCUGUGCUGCACCUGGACAAUGCCUCCCUGAACGGCCAACCCCUCUUCACGCUCGUUUGUGCUCUGAAGGUGAACUGUGCCUUACAAGAGCUGUACCUUGGAAACAAUAAGCUUAACAGCUACCAGGAUGCCAUGCAGCUGGGAGAACUUCUCAAAUAUAACCACUGCCUCAAACUGCUGGACUUGAGUAACAACCUUAUUUCAGAUGCAGGUCUGGAAGAAAUCUGCGAUGGUUUAAGAGUGCAGAGAAAUGGGAUUAGAAGUAUUGUGCUAUGGAACAACCAAAUAACUCACAGAGGCAUGCUCCAUCUGGCUAGCACACUGCCCUGUGUCACAACCCUUGAAACACUGAAUCUUGGCCACAACAAUAUCCAGGACAAAGGCAUCCAAGAGCUUAAGGAAGGUCUGAUAGCUAACCGAUCUCUUCUGCAGCUUGGACUGGCCUACACUGGAAUCACUUGUGAAGGUGCUGUAGCUACAGCAGAAUUCAUCGUCGAGAGUCUUCGCAUCCAGAGGCUCGACGUGCGAAAGAAUUUGAUCCGAGCAGCGGGCCUGAUGGCUCUGUCCUUGGCACUCAGAAUAAACCACUCACUGAUCAGGGUGGACUUGGAUAAAAAACCGAAGAAAGAGAAGUCAGGCACUGCAAAGCGGGGUCCGAUUCUCAGUAACUCCAGCUGGAGCGACUGCGCUGUAGAGGAUGUUCCCCGCUGUGUGGAGUGUAGCAGUCUCGGGCCUUGUCACGCUGUCCCUGCCUGCACGGGCACCAUGGAGAGGAGCUAAUUGGAUUUGUUGUCACCUUCAGUAGCUGCCAGGAGCUGGCGUCUGCUCCGGUUAGAGAUGAAGACAUCACCAUGACAGGACCCCGGAAAAGGAUCAGCUGUUAUCCUGGGUACCUCUAAUAAAGUCAUGGUUGUAAUGUCCAAGUGGACAGACUCAGGCCAGCUGUUCAGUGCGUUUCAGGGGCAGGCUUAAGGAAGAGGGGACAUGGCACCCCAGCCCACAACGUCGCAGAGAGCCGAAAUGCCCACAGCAUUCCCAAAACAAUGUGUCACUCAACAGCAGUUAGAGGACAGCACCUCCUCAACUACAAGGGCUUUGUUCAUGUUGCUGUUGCUGCUGCCUCUGCAGGCUGAC
Molecule: messenger RNA, 1974 nt
Organism: Lepisosteus oculatus (spotted gar)
Lineage: Eukaryota; Metazoa; Chordata; Actinopteri; Semionotiformes; Lepisosteidae
Source: RefSeq, a predicted model, not a curated record